Messenger RNA from Cydia pomonella (codling moth), 2458 nucleotides. RefSeq lists its product as uncharacterized. Bases 1210 to 2310 code for a protein of 366 amino acids. The record is from RefSeq and is a predicted model, not a curated record. The transcript is spliced from 3 exons. Lineage: Eukaryota; Metazoa; Arthropoda; Insecta; Lepidoptera; Tortricidae.
UAAGUCAUAACUUUAACAUCGUCCAAAAGCGGUCCUCGUCAUAUUAUUCCAGUGUUUCAAAUUUGCAAGCAGUGGUAGCACCGCUGUGUAACUUUCGGUAACAUAAAUAACAAAUGGGAACACUAAUUCAAUCCAGCGUUGGUAGGAACUCGAAUUCUUUGAGUCUGAAUUUGAAGAACUCAAAUCGCUUUAUGCGCGCUUAAAAAGAACUCGAGUCUUUACAAAAGUAUAACAAUAUAUCGAAUCGCAAUGCAACCUUAUAUGGCAGUUAUAAUACUACUCUAUUGACAGCUAUAAAAGUUCAAAUAGGGUUGUUUCCAAUUUUUUGAAACGCUUGUAUUACGUUAUAUAUUAACUAAAAGUUGCCUUAAAAUUCAACUUUUAUACUAAAAACGGCUUUAAAUAUGUUAAAUUUACAAAAUAUAUUUUGACAGAUGCUUUCGCGCCCAAAACGCUCUUUAAAAAUUGUGUGACGUCACAGUUUACGGUUUGACACAACUACAUACACACGUAGAAGAUACAAAUUGUCAACUGACAUUUGUUGUUUAUCGCCUAACUGUCAACAGUGUCAAUCCGAGAGUUGUGACGUCAUCAGAAUCUUCAAUGACGUUUCGAGCUUGGUCACGUGACGUGUGCCAAAAGAUAUUUUAAAUUCAAAAUUUACAAAAAUAUGGUCAUUAAAGGUCGCCUAAAAGUAGUUUAACAUGUUCUUAUAAUCCAAAAGAAUUUAUUGGGAUACUUACAAUUCUGCCCUAAGAUUUGUAGAUGGAAACAACCCUAUUUAAACAAAAUAUUUUUUAUGACAUGCUUUAUGGGGUUAAGUCUCAUCCUGUGUUGCUUCUGAUGUUAUCCGCUCAAUUUUAAAUUUUCCGUACUCCGUACAGUACAGUUGCACGUCAAAUGUCAUCACAAUGGGGAUUCCAAGCAUCUCCAUUUUCGCUCUAAUAACCAGUUGCCGUACUUUAUUUACACCGUUUCAUCUUCGACUAGCGGGGGACCAUUUUCCAUAGGCUGCACUUCUUAUUGUCCCUUGCCUUCUGUAAUUUAUUUCGCUUUUCUGUGCCGCGGCGAGUGGUUCUUUUCGCGCGCAUUUUUGACGAUAAUUUUUUUUUACGGCAUAGGCGUUGACUCGUUCAGCCAGACAUUCUGUUGUACAUUUUUACUGCCAGUUAUUAAUUAAAUUGAUUUUUUAAUGUGUUGUCUGUGGCCAUGGUGAAGUUUUGGUGGAUGUUCGUUUUGUUCGCGAAAACUGCUUCAGCCAGUGACAACGAGUUGCCGGAGUCUGAGGCUGGAAAAGAAUCCCGUUUCCUCCCACUCUUCGAAGUGAAGAGGUUCGACCGGCCAAUAGGACCGGGGGGUUUACCCCCUCUCACCACUGUACCAAUAGCGGGGGAGCGAUGCUCGCAGAGACUGGAGUCUGCGCUGGACCAGUUGAAGAGACGGAAGAGGAACCAGCCGAAGACCUUGGAUACUCCCGCGAGUCAAAGCAUCGAUCUCAACGGUUAUAGCCUGUACCAGCAAAUGCGAAGCGCUCCAGUGGACAUGUAUGUCACCAGGAUGCGCGUGAGACUCCCACAGAACGCCAACUGGGUUCGUGUGGAAAAGUGCUACUUCGACCCUCGAAACGUCUCUCUUGACACCAUGCUGUUAUUCCACGAUAUAACCAUAAGCGGGAACGUUGAUCUAUUCGAUGCAAGCGAGUUAGAUCGGAAUAUACCCCCAAGUAGAAGAUUAAGAAGACAUUACGCUGAUAGAAGAUAUGACGCACCAUAUCCAGAUGAAUACAGAUACAGACAAGGUAGUGGUUGCAACAUGAUCCUAAGACUCCGCAAAGCAGGAAUAGGCUUUCAUACACGUCCGUUACACCAACAACCUGGCAAAUUUAAUGUCAAAACUGAUUCUGAAUUCGUCGAGCCCGGUUUCAUAAGCGUCUACGCUUACGGUUGCGAGAAAUAUAUCAACAGGAACUCUGUUAGAAACAAGGAUAAUUUGCCGUUAAAAAGAAGAAAGAGGUCGGAUGAGUUCACGUUUGAUCCUCAUUUAAAUCUGCCUGAGGAAUAUGACAGUAGGACUUCGGAUAAUAGUUGGAACACGGUGUACGAGCCUCGAAGUAGAGUGAACUAUGAACGAAGCAAGCUCUUCAGACCUGAUGAUGACUUGGACGAGGUUGAAGACAUUUCUAGAGAAAUGGAGGACAUUUUCACUAAAGGGAUCAGGACUUUAUUAACGACUUAUAUGAAGAAAGAGCUGCAGCCCGCGAUCAAAGAUACUUUGAUGAGGAAUAUGGGUUAUGUGAUAUCAUAUGGUUAAAUAUAUUUUAUCUGUUUAAGUGUUUAUUGAUAUCUUUGAGCUAUUGCAUAUUGAGGCAUAUUGUGGGGUUUCGAGCUCAGCAUACUUUGUACAGUUUUGGUACAAAUACAAGUGAGAAGUACAAUACAUUUUCUGAAAUUAGGUACAG